CACAAUCUCAUCCAAGGUCUAUCACAAUGCCUAUCUCGAAGCCUCCUUUCGGUGUUUACACUCCCCUCGUCACCUUUUUCAAUGAGGAUGAAUCAAUAGAUGUUGUAGCGACGAAGCAGCAUGCAAAGCGCAUGGCAGAGGGUGGUGUAGCUGGCCUCGUACUCCAAGGUAGCAACGGCGAAGCCCCUCACCUUGACCAUGGAGAACGAGCUCAGAUCAUUCGCACAAUCCGAUCCCAUCUCAACGAACUCCGCUUCACGAAGGUCAAAUUGAUCGUAGGAUGUGGUGCAGCCAGCGUCCGCGAGACCCUCACACUGAUUUCAGAAGCACGUCAAGCAGGUGCUGAUUAUGCGUUGGUUCUACCUCCUGCAUAUUGGGCAGCAGCAAUGACUCCAGCUGUCGUCGAGAACUUCUUCAACGCAGUCGCUGCUGAGGCCGAGCUUCCUUUCCUGAUCUACAACUUUCCUGCAGUCACUUCAGGAAUCGACAUAUCCUCCGAUGCCAUAAUCCGACUCGCAAAGGCGAAUCCAGGCAAGAUCGUCGGAUGCAAACUCACGUGCGGCAAUCUCGGCAAGCUGCAAAGAGUGUGGUCUAGCCUUCCAGAAGAUGAAUUUGCAGCAUUUGCAGGGAAGUCCGAUUUCAUGCUUCCGGGGCUUGUCGCGGGGUCCAACGGUGUGAUCGCAGCCCUCGCAAAUAUUGUCCCAGCAACCCAUGUCAAGCUGAUUCAGUUGUGGAAUGAAGGAAAGCUUCAGGAGGCCAGACAGCUGCAAUCGAGAUUGAGCAACGCUGAUGGUGCAUUGCAGAAGGUUGGCGUGGCAGGCGUCAAAGCAGUGGUUUCACGUUAUUUCGGUUAUGGAAGAGGCAUAGGCAGAAGGCCUCUAGGAAAUACAUCCAUAGAUGCGAUGAGCAAAGACGUGCUCGGUCCAUUAGAGGACAUCAUUCGUCUCGAGGAGAAGUACGCUCGUCAGUCGGGCAAGCUAUAGUUUCUGCUCCAUAAGGAUAAUUAUUUAGUUGUUUGAAAUCCAGGACCCUGUUAUCGUUG
Messenger RNA from Aaosphaeria arxii CBS 175.79, 1042 nucleotides. RefSeq names its product dihydrodipicolinate synthetase family protein. Gene Ontology annotation, molecular function: 4-hydroxy-tetrahydrodipicolinate synthase activity. Bases 27 to 983 code for a protein of 318 amino acids. The record is from RefSeq and is a predicted model, not a curated record. Lineage: Eukaryota; Fungi; Ascomycota; Dothideomycetes; Pleosporales. The transcript is spliced from 2 exons.